Messenger RNA from Tilletiopsis washingtonensis, 3563 nucleotides. Its product is annotated as ARM repeat-containing protein. The coding region runs from base 310 to 3480 and encodes 1056 amino acids. Lineage: Eukaryota; Fungi; Basidiomycota; Exobasidiomycetes; Entylomatales. The transcript has 3 exons. Gene Ontology annotation, biological process: post-transcriptional regulation of gene expression. Gene Ontology annotation, molecular function: mRNA binding. The record is from RefSeq and is a predicted model, not a curated record. Gene Ontology annotation, cellular component: cytoplasm.
CGCGGGCGCCGCCACGCCGUCGCUGGCGCCGCCGCCUGGGUCUGGCUCGGCGAGCGCCUCGACGCAGCAGUCGCAGUCGCCCGUCUUUGGCGCCAGCAGCGGCGACACGGCCUCGACGGCGGGCACUGAGAGUCGCGAGGCGCAGGAAGACAUCCAGGCGGUCAGUGCGCUUGCUUGGGGCUCGCAGUGGGUGUGAGCGCAGAGCCAUGGCACUGAUAUUUGCCUCUCGCGUCCCACCAGCGAAUCGAGCGCAAGCGCCUCGAGCACGAGCAGCAGCGCGCCGUGCAACGCCAGGCGUUCGAGCAGCAGAUGCAGCGCCUCGAGCAGCAGCAGCGCGAGGAGGAGGCCAGCUUGCUCCGGCGGCCUGGUACCGAUGGCACAGCAGCAGAGCCGGAGCGGCGCUUCAACAGUGCAGCCCUGGGCGACGUGGCUGCCUCGGCGCCAACGACGCCGCCCAUUGGCGCUGCACAGGCCGGCCGUAGCGCUGCACGUCGCUCUCUCAUCGGCGCCGACGACGAUCGCUCGGCACGGCCCGAGGAAGGUCUCAACGGCAGCAACGUGCCCGGCCUGCCGCCGCCGGGCGGCAGCAGUACACGCUCCGUGCCGGCGUCGCGCCGCAUCAGCGCCGGACCGGACGAGCUGGGCUCGGCUGCGAGACGUCAGAACGCCGUGCUCGGCGAUGUGGCUGGAGCGUUCGAGCGUCUCUCAGUGGGUGGUCGCACCGGCGCAGCACCCGGCCAGGUGCCGCAGCAGCUGUCGCAGCAGAGCCUGCAGCGUGCGGCGCUGGCUCGUGCCGCAGAAGGCUCUGCUGAAGGCACGGGCGCCUCGGUCGCCUCGACCCCGUCUGGCUUCACGCCCGUCUUCAACGAACGCUUCCUCUUCGACGACGAGCUCGACGCUGAGGACGCCGCCUUUGUGCGCCGCUACAACCUGCAGGACGACGACGACAAGUUCCCCGUGCUGAUCCGCCACGACAGCAACCCGGGCAUGCUCUCCGCCUCUUCCGCCGCGCUCGACUUGGCGCCGCUCUCGCAGACGCCGCCGCGCUUCGGCCGCAACAUCGGCGCCGGCGCUCGCAUGUCCGAGUGGCCUCAGUUCAGCGAGCACGACGGCGACAAGAAGGACACAGGUCGACAGCGCUCGCCUCAGAGUCAGACACAGCAGUCGCAGUCGCAAUCGCAGUCACCGCCACACGCCUCGCCUCACAGCGUUGGCGACGCUGCAGCAGGCGACCGUCGCGGUCGCUCGGAGCGCUCUUCGCCGCUCCUCACGGGCUCGCAGCGUGCGGCGUCGUUGCUGCCGCUCGGCGGUGGCGCAUCUUCACCGUCGUCGGGUCGUGCCUCGCCCGGACUCGGUCUGCCAUCGUCGCAGCCCCGUGCCGUCAGCGGUGGUCAGCCAGGCAAUGCUGGAGGGCGCGCCUCUGCGGGCUCGCGCUUCGCCAGCGGCCCGCACCGCCUCUCGCAACACUUUGUCGCCGACGAAGAUGCUGCCGACACCCAGCUUGGCGCCACUGGGCGCAGCUCGGCCUCGACGUCGCCGCAGCAGUCUCGCGGCGCGCCGGAGCUGUCGUCGUCGUUCGGCAACGGGCAGGGCGCAGAGACCAGCCGGCCUACAAGCGGUGCUUUCCCGAGCUUCGCCAUCGACGGCUUCGCUGCGGCGCCCUCGGGAGCCGGCACGCCUAGCCGCUUCGGCUACGCCGGCAACUCGGGCACCUUCGACGGUCGGUCAGCGAGCAAUGACGCCUCUCGUCCGGCGUCAGGCUACUUCGAGGCAUUCGGCACUAGUGCAGGCGCAGGCGGCGGCGCUGGCCUGUACGGCAAGGGUCCGCUUGGCGCGCAGCAGGGCGCUGCUGCUGCCAACAAAUUCGGCAUGGGCCUGCCGCCGAGCGACGGCAUGGAGAUGAUGAAGGGCCGCAAGGGCGACCUGGACGUCAACACGCCGCUCGAGGAGCUGCACGGCGAGAUUUUUGCGCUGUGCAAGGACCAGCACGGCUGCCGCUACCUGCAGAAGAAGCUCGAGGAGGGCGUGCCGGCGUACCGCGACAUGAUCUUCCGCGAGACGUUUGCGCACUUCACCGAGCUCAUGACGGAUCCGUUUGGCAACUAUCUCUGCCAGAAGAUGCUCGAGUUCUGCACCGACGAGCAGCGCAACGUCAUCGUCGAGGCCGUCGCGCCCGAGCUGGUGAGCAUCAGCCUCAACAUGCACGGCACGCGCGCCGUGCAAAAGACGAUCGACUUUCUCUCGACGACGCGCCAGAUCCACUCGAUCAUCGUGGCGCUGAGCAUGAGCGUCGUGACGCUGAUCAAGGACCUCAACGGCAACCACGUCAUCCAAAAGUGUCUCAACCGCCUUGGCGCCGAGGACAACCAGUUCAUCUACAAUGCCGUCGCGGCGCACUGCGUUGAGGUCGCCACGCACCGCCACGGCUGCUGCGUGCUGCAGCGCUGCAUCGACCACGCGUCCGAGACGCAGCGCACGCAGCUCGUCACCGAGAUCACCUUCAACGCCCUCACGCUCGUGCAGGAUCCGUUUGGCAACUACGUCGUGCAGUACAUUCUCGACCUCAACGACGCACGCUACAGCGACGCGGUGAUCCGGCAGUUCAUCGGCAACGUGUGCCUGCUCUCGGUGCAGAAGUUCAGCAGCAACGUCAUGGAGAAGUGCAUCCGCGUCUCGGAGCCGUCGGUGCGCAAGCAGCUCAUCGAGGAGCUGCUGAACCGCACGCGCCUCGAGAAGCUGCUGCGCGACUCAUUUGCCAACUACGUCGUGCAGACGAGCCUCGACUACGCCGACCCGCUGCAGCGCAUGCAGCUCGUCGAGUGCAUACGGCCCAUUCUGCCCAUGAUCCGCAAUACGCCCUAUGGCAAGCGCAUCCAGAGCAAGCUGCAGCGCGACAAUCUCGACAUGGGCGGCCCGCCGGCGCACGCUGGCCACGCGGGAGGCAUGCCCUACUCGCUCAUGCACGCUGCGCACCAGCAGCAGCUGCAGGCCAUGGCUGCUAUGGCUGGCCGUCCCGGCGGCCCUGCGCCGCCGCCGCCCGAGUUCCUCGGCAUGAACAACAUGCCCUACAACGCGGCCGCGCACGGUGCGCUGCACCAGCAGCCCGGCGCCCACAUGAUGCACCCGGCGCACGCCGGCCACCUCGGAGCGCCGCUGCCGCCGCCGCACAUGGCGCGGCAGCACCAGGGCCACGCCCCGCCGCCUCCCGGUGCACCGUACGGGCCCUCGCCGAGCCUGGCGGCCGCUCAGCACGCACGUCUGGGCCACCUGCCGCCCGGCGGCAACUUCGGCCCCCGAGGCGCUGGACGUCCCUACCACGGCGCCGCUCCUCCGCCUGCUGGACCGCCCUCUCAGGCGGCAUUUGGCGUCGACGGUCCGGCGUACGGCGCCCCCUACGCCGGCAUGCAGCCGCACAUGACCGGCAUCUCCGGCGCCCACGGCUUCGUCGGGCACGCGCACAACAGCGCCUACCCGUACUGAGCCUCCAACAACCCACAAGCACAGCGAGCGAGAUGGAAGCUCUGUGCUUCCUCCUCGCUCGUCCCUGCGUCUGCCAGCACCCC